Molecule: messenger RNA, 2778 nt
Organism: Xenia sp. Carnegie-2017
Lineage: Eukaryota; Metazoa; Cnidaria; Anthozoa; Malacalcyonacea; Xeniidae
Product: F-box only protein 42-like
Exons: 4
Coding region: 34-1251 (405 amino acids)
Molecular function (GO): protein binding
Source: RefSeq, a predicted model, not a curated record
UAUUAGUCUUGACCACUCAAUGGCCUUGAAACUAUGUUAAAUGAAAACUUUCAUUGGUUUAUGCAAUUACCUGAAGAAAUAUUGGAGAAAAUCCUAAGCUAUUUAUGGUUGAAGUUUGAUCAAAAUAGUGCACGACUUGUGUGCACAACAUGGAACCGACUGCUUUUGCAAAUCCGUGCAAGGAGAGAUCAAAUAUUCUUGAAAUCUGUCGAAAUUGGAAAUGUUUAUUGGAAGAAGUACACCAAUGCUUCUCGUAUCAAUCCUGCCCCACGUUUUUCGCACGCCUCGUGUGUUUUAAAUGAUAAACUUUGUGUGUUUGGUGGAUGUUCGUCUUCAGAUACAGUAUAUAACGACUUUUAUGUGUUUUCAUUAUCUGAACGAAAAUGGUCAAAGCUUAUCACUUCCGGCUAUACGCCACUACCCCGCGAAUGUGCGACCUUGGUUAGUUUCUGCAACAUGGAAUGCAGUUAUGUUGUUUUAUUUGGUGGCUGCUGUCAGCCACCCAGGUCACUGAUGACUGCAAACGGACGAUUCUACAAUGAUCUGCACAUUUUGAACUUUGCAGAAAAAAAAUGGUUACCGAUAAUGGAUGGUGCAUUGAGGCCCUUCGCGCGAGCUGGACAUUCGUGUUCUAUGGUGGGUGAAAACAUGGUGAUAUUCGGAGGUGCACAAGCUGAAAGGAGAUAUUCUGAUGUUUGCUUAUUCAAUAUAAAUAAGAAGAGGUGGUAUUUCCCUACUAUUACUGGAGCAGGACCUACUGAGCGUUUUGGACAUACACAGGUUACUGUGAGCGAUGAAAACAUAUUGAUAAUUGGAGGCUGUGGGUAUAGAAAUACGGAGUUUUCAGACGUUUGGCUUCUUAACGUUAACUGUUGGACGUGGCAUGAAGUUGCUGUGAAUGACAAAAUUUACGAAGCGCCACAACUGUGGUCUCAUCCUGCCGUCAUGGUCAAUACGACUGUCGUGGUUUUCUCCAGGCCCAAACGACCCACCAAGCGCAGCGCUGCCUUAUACCUUCAAACUCCUCAAACGCCAAUGCUAAUGUACUUACUGGAUUGUUGCGAGUUGGAAACUAGCCACAGCUGUCGUUGGAAGAAUGUGCUAAGCAGCCGCAAUCAAUCCAUUCCAACGACGUCCUUGCAUUCGGUAGAUGUUGGCGACAACAUGAUUCUAAUUUUUGGUGGACUUGAGGACAGGGAGACCAUCCAGACAACCCAUAAUGCCCUCAUUAUGGUGUCACCAUUUUGGUGAAUUGGAAACUUAAAUGGUUGUGAUAUUAUGGUGAUUUGGUUGGUAAUAAUAGAUUACUUCGUGGUUUGUUCGUUUGUACGAUUUUUAUGCACUAGUUGAGAAGAAUUGAAAAUCGUAUGUGCAAUCAGACGCUGGGAAUUUUAGGCAUAUGAUUUUUUUUCACAGUUUUGUUGCGCGUAAAUUUGAAUACCCGAGUGAUAAUCGUUUAUAUUGGGAUGGCGAUGAUAUAAUUGAUACAGGGAUAGCGAUGAUAUACGUAGUUCAUAUAGGGAUAGUGAUGAUGUACGUAGUUGAUGUAGGGAUAGUGAUGAUAAAUGGUGGAGCCAUAGCACAGAGUGAUAAUGGAACUGAAACUUGCAUUGGUAGGAUGGUAGGAUGGUGGAGCCAUAGCACAGAGUGAUAAUUAAACAGAAAGGUGACAGAAUUGUGCCCAGCUUCCUCAUGGCAGCCAUUAUUCCAGCAAGAUACUUAAGCUUUUUCACUUGUUUCUAACCACUGCAAUAACAUGACGUCUUUCGUCUUAAGGAAAUCGACAACAUUUCAACUUUAGAAAUGGUUGAUCAUUUUAGUGGUUGGGAAUAUAUAAAACCCUAAAUAUAUUGCAGGAAUAAUGGCAGCCGAUAUGCGUAGCACAGCAUGCGUGAGGGCAAAACAUCAAAGGCUCCGACACGAGUGACCUUCUGCAUAUUCCAUAUUCUGUGACGAUUGAAAAUUUUAAUCACAAUAAUAGUCCUCCAUUUUCUUUUUGCUCUAGUUUCACUUCCAUUUUUAAUUUUUCUCUUAUAUUUUGACGUCCGUUUCUACUUCUUUUUCUUUUUCUCUGCUUUUUUUCUAUUAUGAAAAAUAAUGUAUGCUCGAUGUGUUUUAAAAUACUCCCAAAAUAGGUAUUGUCAAGGUGUUUGGUUGGAAUCCAAUCAAAGACGAAAAACAUUUCAUCUGAAACACCUGUUUCAUUUGCUUUGUCUCAACGACGAUGCCUUUGAUCUUUAUGAUGUGAUAAAUUCACAGUAACAAAUACAAUUAGCUACAAACCUCAAAAGUAUGAGCUAAAUCUCUUAAAUGAUUUCAUCCAUUAUUUAUGUUGGUAGAAUUGUAUUUCUUUGUACAUCCUUGAGUAACGACUCAAUCUAUAUUUCUGUUAAAAUUUUUAAGUUUUCUGAGAGUAGUUACAAAAUGCUUUGAUUGCUGAAAAACGUGUUGUUAAAAUUCCCCCUUCGAAGUAGUUUAUUUGAAAUAUCAAAUAUAUGUUGCAAGUUUUGCAUGAAGUGUAUUGGUUCAUCAAAAUGACCACAUAAAACUAAAUUCCCUCAAAGUAAACUGCGAUAGGCAUUCUAUAAAAAAUUCUACGUAAGAUUCAAGAACCAAAACACUUUAAGUACGUAUGACACUAAGCGUUUUGUUGUUAUAGAAUCUAUAAUAUAGAUAGAAAAUCUCCUUUAGUCACAUAUUAGAAUUCUUCCUUUCUCGUUUUAGCAAUUAGUUUGCUUGUUUAUUUUUGAAACCAUUAAAGUUUCUGUAUCAUGUAAA